Molecule: messenger RNA, 1033 nt
Organism: Aphidius gifuensis
Lineage: Eukaryota; Metazoa; Arthropoda; Insecta; Hymenoptera; Braconidae
Gene: Smn
Product: survival motor neuron protein
Exons: 4
Coding region: 196-984 (262 amino acids)
Biological process (GO): mRNA processing
Cellular component (GO): cytoplasm; nucleus
Molecular function (GO): RNA binding
Source: RefSeq, a predicted model, not a curated record
UCGAACAGGUCUAUUAUUAUUGUUGUGAAUAUUGUUGUGAUGUCCCUUCAAACAAUAUAAACUCCAAAAACUUUUUUUUAACAUAUCAAAAUUUUAUACUCGAAUUUUAUAACUUAAAAAAAACAAAAAAAAAGACCCCAUAUUAAUUAAAAGUCUAUAACAAUAUUAUCAUUAAUAAUAAAAAUUAAUUGAACAAUGUCUGAUGAUGGUGGAAAUGUUUUGUUUGUCAGGGGAAAUGAUCAAGAUAAUGAUGACAAUGACAUUUGGGAUGAUACAUUGCUCAUCAAAGCCUACGACAAAGCUGUCAAUUUGGCCAAGGAAGAAGUAGCAAAACGACUAAGUCUAGAGACAAGUAGCAAUAAUGUUUCAAAGAAAUCAUCAACAUCAAAACAACAACAUAAUAAAAAAUCACAAAAGAAAUGGACAGUUGGAUCACCAUGUCGAGCAAUAUAUUCAGCUGACAAUGAAGAAUAUGAAGCCAUAAUAACUCACAUAUUUAACAACAAUUCUGGCACAUGUAUUGUCAAAUUUGUUGGAUAUGGAAAUACUGAAAAAGUUCAACUAUCAUCAUUAACAGAAUCUGAAGGUUUAGCUAGUCAAACAGCUCAAGCUCAAGAAGCUGAAUCAUUGAAAGCAUCAUCUGACAUUUAUUCUGAACCAGAAAUUCCUGAAUUUAUAUCACAUGAUCAAUCAUCAUCAUCAUCACGUAAUAAUAAUGAAAAAAUGGAUUACAUUGAAUCAGAUAUACCAAAAAAUUCACACAAUAAUUGCUAUCAAGAUACUGGUUUAUUUUCAUCAUCGUCAUUUGGCUGUGCUCCACCAGCACCACCACUACCACCACAAUUAAUGGCAAGGCUACCAACAAAUGAUGCUGAUGCACUAUCAAGUAUGCUUAUGUCUUGGUAUAUCAGUGGUUUUCAUACUGGUUUUUAUCAUGGUAUGAAACAAUCAGAAAAAAAUAAUACUAAUAGACAAAGAAAGUGAUGAGUUAUAUUUUUAAUUUUUUAAAUAAAUAUUUGAUAAUUAUUAUUGA